Mycotypha africana is the source of this 579-nucleotide messenger RNA. RefSeq lists its product as uncharacterized. The coding region runs from base 1 to 579 and encodes 192 amino acids. The transcript is spliced from 4 exons. NCBI's taxonomy places the organism in Eukaryota, Fungi, Mucoromycota, Mucoromycetes, Mucorales, Mycotyphaceae. The record is from RefSeq and is a predicted model, not a curated record.
AUGCCACAGUUAAUAAAUCGACUUUCAUCUAUAGAAUCCUAUCUUUUCCAUCUGCAACAGAAAAAAGCUGCUCUUCGUUUGGUUGCUGUGGAAAAAAUGCUAAAGAAAUCACAGCAAUCAUGUCUUGAAACGAGCUUUGCUGAUAUUCAAAUUCAUUCCGAAAACGUUACUUUCGAGGCACAUGCACUGUGCCUUGGUUCAAAAUUACAGUGCUCAAGUACCAAUUUGCGCGUUUUAAAAAUGUUUUUGCGCGCUUGUAAACAUCAAUUUGCGUCAUUGAUCAUUUCAACUCGCGUAUUAACUUACUAUAUGCUCAGUCACUGGGAAAAAAUAUGUUCGAGAAUGCCGAUGGAUCUUGAUAUGACAGAUCCCAAGCUUCCUGAACGAAUGGAUCAGCUAGAGAAGACUAUCAAUGCUAGCACUACACCUGAAAAAAAAUCUAAAGUUGCUAAGUGCUGUUGCUUGCUGCUAGAAAAGCUGCGAUUAAUGUUCGUACUGGUCAGGAUUGGCCUAAAAAAACUCAAGGAUAAUCUCGAAUGGAAUAUUUUUGAAAAACAAACCAACAAAGUAGCCUUUUAA